Messenger RNA from Ostreococcus tauri, 5052 nucleotides. Its product is annotated as unnamed product. The record is from RefSeq and is a predicted model, not a curated record. The coding region runs from base 1 to 5052 and encodes 1683 amino acids. Lineage: Eukaryota; Viridiplantae; Chlorophyta; Mamiellophyceae; Mamiellales; Bathycoccaceae. The transcript has a single exon.
AUGGCGCUUUGCAUCGCGUGCGCGACGCUCUUGGUCUCCGUCGCGCGCGCGCAAACGACGGACUGCGUCACGCCGGUGAUCACCCCGACGCGAUUCGAACUCGCGUACGGGCAAACGUUCGAUCUCACUCAGAGAGGCGUCGACGCGGUGUAUUACAUCGGGUUCGAUGAGUACGUCGAGAUCGAGGACGCGCAGUCGAACGCGUGGCGAACGGUGUUGGUGAAUCAGGCGUGUCCCGCGCCGCCGCCGCCGGCGCCGCCGCCGCCGUCUCCGCCACCCCCGGCGCAGGCAUCCGUGAACGCCGCGCUCGAGCUCUCGGGGUACAGCGCUGCGGCGUUCGGACAACAAGAGCAAGAUAACUUCAAGCUCGGCGUCGCGCGGUAUCUGGGCGUGGACGCGAAUGCGAUCACGAUCACGUCGUACGCUGACGUCGUCGACGGAUCGGGUCGCCGAAGACGGAUACUCCAAACGUCUCGACUCGCGGUGAACUUUGUCGUCGAGGUUGCCGAUUUCACGAGCGCGACGACCGUCGCGAGCGCGUUGACGCCGCCCACGACGAACUCAUCGACGUCUACGUUUUCGUCCACGGCGCUCGCGACGGAGCUGUACACGAUGGGUUUACGAAGCGUCGGCGCGAUCACCGCCACGAGUCAACCCGCGCUCGCGGCGCCGCCCCCGAGCCCACCGGCACCGCCGAGCCCACCGCCGAGUCCGCCGCCGAGCCCGCCGCCGAGUCCGCCACCGAGUCCGCCGCCGAGCCCGCCGCCGAGUCCGCCGCCGAGCCCGCCGCCCCCGAGUCCGCCGCCGUCGUGCGGGAACGGCGUGUACGACACCGCGGGAACGAACCCGGAUGGGACGACUGGGGAAUCGUGUGAUCCGUUCGGGAACGCGGCGACGCCCGCGUCGCCCGUGGACGGGUGCGAUCCGAACACGUGUCGCCCGCUCGUAAACUGGGCGUGCGACGACGUCUCGCUCAUCGGCACGGCGACGUACAACUGUACGUGCGAUAAUCCCGCGGGGACGUACGCGGUGCCGACGCAAAAUUCGUGCGCGCAGACCCCGUGCGUGUACAUCGAGCGCUGUCUCGCCGGCGGACGCGGGUGCAUCCCGGGCGCCGGAGGAAACGCGUGCGAUCGGUGUCUCACCGCCGCCGACGUCGCACAGCUCGGUCCGGGGACGACGACGCUGAACAAGGCUGGAUACUACAAGGCUGGUCAGAUUUGCGCCGUGUGCCCGGCGACGUCGGCGGUGCAAAUCUUCGCCGCCGCCGCCGCCGUGGUCGCCUUGGCCGUGUUCGGUUUCAAGGCGUCCCAAGUCAUGGGCUCACAGGCGACGAAUAACAUGAAAAAAAUCGUGGAAUCGCUUCAGUUUUUCUCCCUCUCCCUGGGGAUGAGCAUCGAGUGGCCCGGUCCCGUGCUCAAUCUCGGCAAGUACCUCGAGGCGUUCACGUUUAGCAUUGAGUUCUUACGCCCCGAGUGCGUGGCCACGGGUUUGAACUGGUUCAACAUUUUCAUCGCCUCCGUGUUCGUCGUCCCCGUGUCGGUGUGUCUCAUCGUCGUCGUCAACGACAGGCGCUCGCGCACGCGCUACGAAAACACGGUUCGAGCGAUUCACAGCGAAACCAAGGAGAAGGAGGUCAACGCCGCGGAUGACGGAAACGUCGAGACGCCGAAUACAUCAACCGUCACGUAUUGGAUCGAGCGUCCCGGGUAUCUCUGGGGCACCCGCAGGACGUUUCAAUCCGAGGGCGGGGAUAAAAUCGUCAAGGAGUUGCAGCGACAGUACCGCUACCGCGCCAAUCUUCGCACGUUUGGCGUGCUCGCGAUGACGGUGCUCUACCUCCCCAUCGUGCGCAUGUGCAUGCAAUCGUACGAUUGCAUCAAACUGGACGGCGUCGACGGCACGCGUUUGGAGCACGACAUCGACAUCAAGUGCGAGAGCGCGGCGCACGAGACGACGCAAGCGACGGCGUCCAUCAUGCUCGUCCUCGUCGGCGUCGGCAUGCCCCUGUACGUGAUGUAUCAAGUGCGCAAGAUUCGCGUCGCGGGUAAGCUCGACGACCCGCGCACGCUCGACGCGUACGGCGCGUUUUACGACAUUUACCGUCGAGACGAGUUGUCGCGAUCGGACAAGUUGGAGAUUGCGCGCGUCACGCGCGCGGGCGACGGCGUCGUCGCGACGCGCGACGACGACGACGAGAUGGAGAUUGAGGCGCUGAUGGUUGAGGUUGACGACGACGACGGCGAGGCGGGCGCGACGAACCGCGACGACGUGCCCGAAGAAGAUGUCGAGCGAGCCGAGACGCCGUCUUCGGCGCCGCGAGACGGAGGCGUGUCGCCGCGAAAACUUCUCCGAUCGUUCUCAUCCUUUGCGCGAUCGAAAUCCAUGGGCACGACGACGACGACGACGACGACAACGACGCAUUCGGGCGUCGCGAAUGAUGCGACCCCGACGAUCGCGCGGUCGCCCUCGGCCAAGGCGCGUCGACGCGCGAUGAAGAUGCGUUGGCGAGACCAGUUUGCGUUGUACUACCUCGCCGUCGAGCUCGCGUUGAAGAGCAGCGUCAUCCUCGUCACGUCGCCCCACGUAUCGCAAACCGCCCUGAGUGGAUGGGCGCUCGUCUUCGUGCACUGGUUCAACGGCGCCUUUGUCGUCGCGUGCCAACCGUGGCGCGUGAUGACGCUCGGGUUCGGGAAGUGGCGCGUGACGAAUUGUCUCAACAAGGUGGAGGCGUUGGCGGGAUUCCUACAAGGUUUCGCCCCGUGCCUCGCCAUGGCGUUUCCGGUGCGCCGCGACGCGUUCGGCGAGGUCCAGCGAAGCGUCGCGUACGACGUCGUCACCGCCGUGCUCACCGCGAUCAUCACCGGUUUACUCGCGAUUCGCGUCUUUGUCUUUGUGGGCGAACGCGUCGCGGUUCGACGGAAAAAGAUGGACAUCGAGCGCGAUCCCGAGGCGAGCGUCGCGAACGUGCGCGACGAGUUCGUGUCGCUCGCGAAAUCAGGCGCCGUCGUGCGUCUGUACGCGCUCAAGGCGGAUUUCGACAUCAAGCGACGAAAGACGCGCGCGCGUUUGGAGGACACGCGCGCCGCCAUGUUGACGCGCGUCGAGGAUUUAAAGGCGUCGGAGGAAUUCACCGCGGACGCGAACGCGCGCGCGGCGACGGCGGAACGCAUCGUCGCCCUGUACGAAGUCGCGAACGAGAUGGCGCGCGUGGUGAACGUGCUCCUUCCCCACCCCGCUCCAGAGGGCGCGGACGCCGAGCGUCGCGCGGCGGACGCGGAGACGUACCUCGACGAACUCGUCGCGGAGGUGCGCGCGAGGUUUGACGCCGCCGGCGGCGACGACGCAAACAAGACGGCGCGCGCCGAACACGUCGCGCUGCUCGCGCACGCGCACGACACCGCGCUCGCGCGCUUGGACGCGGACAUGCGCGCGUACGCGGACGCGGAGUCGCUCGCGUCGCUCGUGACGCUCGGACGCGCGUUUCGAGACAUCAAAGCGCGGCAACUCAGCCUCGCGCGCGGGUUCGGGGAUAACUCCACGCGCGAGGCCUUGGCGCGCGCCGUGGACGCGCGCGACGUCGUCGAGGCGCUGCGACUGGCGGUGGAGACGGAUGACGCCGCGCUCGCGGGACGCGCGCUCGAGGCGACGCACGACGCUCUGCGCGCGCACGAGUCGUGGUGUCGCGACCAAGCGGCGUUUUUCAAUCGUCUCGCGGCGGCGUCGCGCGCGGUGGACGCGAAGGACGUCGAGAACGAGGAUGAGACGACGACGAAGAAUGCUACGAAGAAUGCUACGAAGCAAAAGACGGCAUCCGCGUUCUCGCGCGCGAUGACGUUGGGUCGACGCGCGUCGAAAAAACGCGCCGCGGAUGCGGAUGCGGACGCGGACGUGGACGCGUCGUGGCCCGCGAGUAUUCCGCGUGACCCACGCGUGACGACGGACGGCGUGUGCGACGUCGCCGUCGCAUCGUUACGAUCGAACGAAGCGCUCGUCGACGCGUUCGCGGUGAAGUGCGCCGAGACGUGGGCGCCGACGUUUGCAAAGUUUGGGCGUUUGCGCUACGCGCGCGCGUUCGGCGAACUCACCCGUCGACAACUCGCCGUGGACGUCGGCGGCGUCACGUCCGCGGAGGAGGCGCGCGGGGUGUACGACGACGUCGUGGCGUUGUCCGAAACGCACGCGUCGCGGUGCGUCGCCGACGUCGAAACGUUCGCGCGCCUCGCGAGCGACGCCGCGUUCGCCGCGCGAUACGGCGCCGUCGUCGCCGCCGCGACGCGCAGUCUGGACGCCGUGCGCGCGGACGCCGAGGCGCACGGCGCGCGCGCGCGCGGCGCGCAAGAGGCGUUGGGUCGCCUCGUCGAGGCGAAAAACGCUGCGCGCGAGGCGCGCGCGCACCGCCAACGCGCGUGCGACGAAUUCACGCGCGCGACGCGCGACGCCGACGAGGCGCGCGUCCAAUCGCUCGACGACGCGCGUCUCUCUCGCGCGCGGGCGUUGGAGGACGCAAAGAAGCGCCGCGACGCCGCCGUCGUCGCCCUCGACGCCGAGAUCGACGCGGCGGCGGCGAAGAUGUUUGACGUCGUCAACCGCGAGGCGGACGCGAACGACGCGGAUGACGAGACGACGCGCCGCGAGACGCGUCGACGCCGCGCGCGCGUCGAGCGCGACGUCAAGGCGCUCCGGCGCGACGCUAAGCGUCACCGAGACGAGAUCGAGCGAGAUCUCCGCGACGCGCUCCGCGACGCGACCGCGCAGGAGAAGCGCGACGCGGCGGACGCGGCGGCGGCGCGCUCAAAGGCGCAGAAAGAGGUGCGCGCCGCCGAGCGCGACGCGGCACAGACGCUUCCCGAAGACGUCCACGCCCGGCGCGUCGAGGUGGACGCCGUCAAGGCGGUGCGACGGCAACAAAAAGACGUCGCGCGCGUCGCGCGCGCUGAGAAUUUACUCGCGACGCACAUUCGCGGCGAACUCGAGCGAUCGGCGAAACGGGCGGAUAAAAUCGCGAGCGACCGCGCGGCGACGGAUGGCGACGCCGAGACGACGCGAUGA